AUGGUGGUCUCUUGUCAGUACAAUUUGGAAGAUUGUAAUUUAACGUAAGUUUUUAAGAAAAAUUUAUAUUUUAAAAACUUUAAUUUCAAAAAAUUUAAAAAAAAUUAAACUUGAAAUUAAAAAAAACGCAUUUUUAGUGAAACGGUUGACUUUUAUGACCCCUACAACGGUCUGUGUCAUAUGAUCAACCCUAACAUGACUUGGAAUUCGUCUCGAGCUGGGCCUUAUAAUGGAAUGAGAAUAGCAUUGAGAUCACCCAGUGACACUUAUUUGCCUUGGGAAUCCACUGCUGCUAUAAUAUUCUUCAUUCACGGCACGGUGGGUAGUAUUUUCGGCUUGGAGUUUUUAAAAAGGCAGGGCAAAGGCAGAGCAAAGGCAGCGCAAAGGCAAGGCAAAGGCAGGGCAAAGGCAAAGCAAAGGCAGGGCAAAGGCAGGGCAAAAGCAGGGCAAAGGCAGGGCAAAGGCAAAGCAAAGGCAGAGCACAGGCAGAGCAUGACUUUAAAUGCAAAUCUUAAUUUUAGAAUGAAACCCCCUUCCAAGACGCCUUUGGCUAUUUUGCUGAAAUUGGCCGUUGUAAUUCCGUUGGCAUGACAUAUAUGAAGCGGCAAAAACUACCCGAGCCGUAUAACGACUGCUCAGACGAUGGUGAUGGAGCUCCAAAUUAUUAUAGCAAUGGCUAUGAAGUAGGUGUUUUACCCUACCCUACUCUACCCUACCCUACCCUACCCUACCCUACCCUACCCUACCCUACCCUACCCUACCCUACCCUACCCUACCCUACCCUACCCUACCCUACCCUACCCUACCCUACCCUACCCUACCCUGCCCUACCCUACCCUACCCUACCCUACCCUACCCUACACUCCCUAUGCUACUAUAUUUUAGAUAGAAGCCUGUAUUCGAAGCUGUCUUCAAAACAAUAUAAUUGACAAAUGUGGGUGCUAUGAUCCGCAAUAUAAUUACCCUUCGAACGUGACAGUACCUUCAUGUUAUAAUAUGGGGGAUAUUAAUGCUGCUAGUGAGUAUUGAACUUAAUUAUUUUAAAAUCUUUAAAAACACUUAACGACAUUCGUAUUUUACAAACAUAAAAACGUAUGCCUUUAGUGGACUGUGCUGAUGCCAUUAUCAAUGUUGUGGACCAGAAUUCGGUUUCUAAUAAUUCGGCUUGCAAUUGUCCGUAUGGUUGUGAGUAAGUCCAAAACUUAUUCUUCAGUAACAAUCGUUGAACUCAGGUUUUGUUACUCUUUUGUCAAGUCUAAUCUUUCGUUGCGAGACCAAAGCUGUCCCUUCGGGGCUAUGGUUCAGAGUCUCAGCCCUUGAGUUCAAAUAUGCCGGCCUGGCUCCUUUUAAAUUUGUCUUGGCUUAGCUCGGACUAGCCUAGUUGGCUUUUUUUUUCUUUUAGUCUUAGUCUUAAAGGACCAGUUUGGAUAAGUCUUUUGUCAAGCUUUUCUGCAACAGAUCAGGCAAUCAGGGAAGCGCGAACUUUUUUGGCGCAAAACGUGAGCGAGUCGAUUUGGAAUAAAGGAAAUCAUUUAUCCAGUGUGCCCGCUCACGUUUGGCGCGAAAAAAAGUUCAACAGCCAAAACGAAAAAAUCUUUGCGACAAAAGAAGUUAUCCGGAUUGGUCCUUUAAAGCUCAUGCCAUCUCUGGUUAUAAUAUUUGUUUAAUUAUCAAAAAAUAUCUUUUCAGUUUAUCAUACUACAAAAUAGGAAUGUCACAGACGAAUUGGCCUGCUUCAACUUAUACUGUAAGUAAAUUUUAGCUCUUACCCUAAACUUUCCUUAUCCUGCACUAUUCUACCUUACACUAAAAUGUAAAAUAUUGGGGCUUUUAUUACACAGGAGUCCUACUGUAACAUAUUCUUCCUUGAAUUUAAAUUUUUUUAAAAAACCACAAUUUUCUAGCCAUCUGAAUGCACUUCACCAUCAGCGUAUUGGACUACGGUUGCCGAGUGUAUUCAGUGGUAUAAGGAUAACACAGCAAUGCUGGAAAUUUACUAUGAACAGCCUAGUUAUCAAAGCAAUGUGGAAACGUCGGCUUAUACGGUAAUUCUUAUCAGUUUUUGUUUGUAAAGAAAGUUUUUGCCAUUUUUUGUUUUGUAAAGAAAGUUUUUGCCAUUUUUUGUUUUGUAAAGAAAGUUUUUGCCAUUUUUUAUUUUGUAAGGAAAGUUAUUGCCAUUUUAUAAUUUGUAAAGAAAGUUUUUGUCAUUUUUCAUUUUGUAAAGGAAGUUCUUGCCAUUUUAGGUAAUAAACAUGGUCGCUGAUAUAGGCGGUCAACUAGGCUUGUGGCUAGGAAUGAGUGUAAUAUCAAUCGUGGAGAUGUUCAUAUUGGCUUGUGCUACCGUUGCUUUUAUGAUUAUACGACCGGAACCGAUCAAUCUAGAUGGCUAUGACUAUUGGGCUGAGUUUGAUAAGCCUGUAAGUGUUUUUUGAGGUGCACUACUUAGCAUUGUACUGUAAAAAAUAGUGUUGUAUUAUACAAUACUAAAAAUAAAAUUAAAUUAAAAAGUAUCACUAUGUAAUACUAAAAAAUAAAAAAAUAGUACGAUGAUAUAUAGUACUAAGAUACUCAAAAUGCAGUACGGUACUAUUUAGUAUUGUUUAAAAAAUUAUUUUAAAAUGCCAUUUCUAACUAUAUACUAAUCGAUGAAAAAUAUUGUUUUAGUCAGACAAGAGACGAGAAGAGUUGUAUGCCAAAGGUAAAUCGUCUGACGAUGAUUUACCGCCUAGAGUCACAUAUCCUCAACCAGUUGAGAAUACUGUAACAUAA
Messenger RNA from Bursaphelenchus okinawaensis, 2769 nucleotides. The record is from the annotation of a GenBank genome assembly. Lineage: Eukaryota; Metazoa; Nematoda; Chromadorea; Rhabditida; Aphelenchoididae.